GUCUGGUUCAGAUUCUAUAGUCUAGGGGACCAGGCAUUAAAGACAACGAGUGUACUAAACAUUUACAGUCUAGCACGUGGCCUUAUCGAGAUGAUAACCAAAUAGGAUUUUAAAAAAAAUUAUUAACAGUAAAUACCGAGAAUAUCUCUGCGAAGGCUUUAUGUGAUUAAUUUAUAUAUUUACUGAAUAAUUAGUAUCAUUAAAUAUACAGAUAUAUUUCUGGACAAUUGUUCCGAACCGUAAGAGAUAGUGAAUUUCGUGGUUUUUAAUUUACUACGAUUCAACAAAUUUAUAAAAUGAAUAUAAACAGAGGUUACUCAAGAAGAGAAAUGCUGAGUCUUACGUACGAAUGGAAGAUUGAAGAAUUUACAAACUUAAUUAAAUCUUCUCACAAUAAUAGAAAUAGUAUUACACUUAGAUCCCCGUUAUUUUCAACGGGUGCUAAGGUUGGAGAUUCAUGGUAUUUAAAAUUAAUCUUGAAAAAUAAAAAGUCCAGAAAUGCAAAUUACAUAUCAGUAUUUUUGGAAACAAAUAACAAAAACAAGGAAAUAAGUGCAAAAUUCACGUUAUAUAUUUUAAAAAAUGAUAGAUUAAAAUAUUGUGUUCACGAGAGUGAUACAAAAAUUUUUGGAUAUGAUCCUGACUGGGGUUAUUCACAGUUUAUUGAAAAGAAGAAAUUACUAGAUGGUAGCAAGGAUUUUUUACCGAUGGAUACUCUAACACUGUGUGUUGAUCUAACUGUGUUCGGUGAUUAUGAGACGACCGCCAAUAAUUUUCCAGUAAAAUCUUCUAAACAUAUAGUUGAUGAUUUCAAGAAACUUUUUGAAAGCAAAUUAGGCAGUGAUGUGGUUCUGAUAGUCGGCAAUAAAAAAAUCAAAGCUCAUAAAAGCAUUCUCAUUGCACGGAGCCCAAUACUCGCUGCGAUGUUCACUCAGGACAUGUAUGAAAAUUUAAAUAGUGAAGCUACAAUAACUGAUCUUGAUCCAGAUAUAGUCGAAAAAAUGCUGGAAUUCAUUUAUACAGACCAAGUCACUGAUCUCGACGUCGAUGCUGGUUAUUUAUUAGAAGCUGCGGAUAAGUAUCAGCUUCAGAAAUUAAAAGAAUUGUGUGAAGAAUCGCUGAGCAGAUCGAUAACUGUUAAUAAUGCUGUUGAAGUGAUGAUUUUAGCCGAUCGACAAAAUGCUCAAGACUUAAUGGAUUACGCUGCUCAAUUUAUUGCUAUAAACAUUACGAGUGUAAUCGAAACUGACGAGUAUAAAAAUAUUGAAAAUAAAAAUCCAGUUUUAUCAGCAUUAUUGAUUAAAAAAUUAGCAGCUAUCAAUUCCGAUCGUGGGCAAAGAUUAAAAUGAAGAGUGGUAAUCUUACAAGUAAAUUCAACGAUUACUUAUAUUUGAAGUUUUUUUUUUAAUAUUCGAAACUAAACCUUAAGGGGAUAGCCACUGUGAAAUUUCAAAAAAAAAAAAUUUUUUUUUUUUUAUUAAAUGAAAGUGUAUAUAUUCAAAAAUAUGUAUCUAAAGUUUUAUAUGGAAAUUCCGAAUAUUUUUCAAGUUAUAGUCAUUUUUGUGACAGCACGUCAACUGACUGUUGCAUCAACUAAAAACUUUAAACGCAUUUUUCUCGAAACUACUUUUUUUGAACUGGUGGCAUCUGUAAUUUGCAUAAAUAUGAACCGAUUCGCAACUUUUUUUUUGCCGUAUUCGUCUGUUCAGUAGCUAAAGUUGCACGUAGGGGAUUUUGAAAAUUUUGAUUUUUAAGAUUUUUUAGGGCUGUUUGAAUCCAAAAAAAUGAGAAAAAAUAACGAAAAAAUUUUUAAUAUGUCGCCAUUUUUUUUCAAAUCCAAAUUUUCAAAAUCCCCUAUGUGCAACGAUAAUCACAACAUACAGAUUACAACGCCAUUUGGUUUUUUUGUUUCUGAUAAUUCGUUUUUGAGAUAGAGAUGACACCGUGGUGGGGUAAAUUUUUUUGUUGCUCCACAAAAAUGCUUAUAACUUUGUAACAACAUGAUAUUUUUUAAUGAAAAUUUAGGAGAAUCAUCUUCAAUGUAUACUUUAGAAAACAAAAAAAACCCGAUCCCCAAAUUCCUUUAUUAUUCCAGUCAAAAAAAUUCCCGAAAAUCACCUAUUUUUUCGAUCUUCACAGUGGCUAUCCCCCUUAAGUAACUUUAUUCUAAAUUUUUAAUUUUUCUUUUUUUUUUUUAUAGCAAUUUUUGCUAAACUGUUGCAUCAAAAUGUUAUUUUUAAUUACAUAUUUCUAGUGCUGAGGGAGGAAUUCAAAUAUAUUCAAUAAUCAAUAAAAUAAAAUGUAUUUAUAUUAAUAGUCAUAGAUCCCUACUUCAAUACUUUAAUUUACAAAUUUGCGUCAAUAAGGCCAACUAUGAGUAUUAGAAAUAUAAUUUUUUCUGUAAAUAAUAAUUAAUAAACUCAAUUAAAAGCAUAGCUAAUGGUAAUUUAUUGCAAUGUACA
This is a messenger RNA of Microplitis mediator, 2462 nucleotides long. RefSeq names its product speckle-type POZ protein-like. Gene Ontology annotation, cellular component: cytoplasm. The record is from RefSeq and is a predicted model, not a curated record. Lineage: Eukaryota; Metazoa; Arthropoda; Insecta; Hymenoptera; Braconidae. Gene Ontology annotation, molecular function: ubiquitin protein ligase binding. Gene Ontology annotation, biological process: regulation of proteolysis; proteasome-mediated ubiquitin-dependent protein catabolic process. The coding region runs from base 297 to 1349 and encodes 350 amino acids. The transcript is spliced from 2 exons.